Messenger RNA from Fusarium graminearum PH-1, 3210 nucleotides. RefSeq lists its product as uncharacterized. NCBI's taxonomy places the organism in Eukaryota, Fungi, Ascomycota, Sordariomycetes, Hypocreales, Nectriaceae. The transcript has 3 exons. The coding region runs from base 1 to 2370 and encodes 789 amino acids. Gene Ontology annotation, biological process: regulation of transcription by RNA polymerase II. The record is from RefSeq and is a predicted model, not a curated record. Gene Ontology annotation, cellular component: nucleus. Gene Ontology annotation, molecular function: RNA polymerase II cis-regulatory region sequence-specific DNA binding; DNA-binding transcription activator activity, RNA polymerase II-specific.
AUGUUUCGACAAAGGACGAGCUCUCAAAAGCCGGGGGAUGAGCUACUAGCAAACUUUCGCCAGCAGUUCCCCGACCUUGCUGCUGUCAGCACGUCGUCUACAGCGCCAGGUAUUUCGCAAACUACCGGUGCUGAAAACGCUCCCGGCCUACCUCUGCCUGAACGACAUAAUCUUAGUCAAGAUGCAUUCCGCGACCAAGACCCAACUCCAAGGGCCACCAACGAUCCUUGGAGGUUUACACCCUCUCUUCUAGAUCCUAACUCCAUGUCUUUCGCCAGCUUUGCCAACGCCCCUCCUGGGUAUUACACUCCCACCCCCGGAGGCAACAACACCCUGUUCCACCCUCAGGCUGGUGACUUACACACGCCAACGAUGGGUCUAGGCAUGGGUUUGAACACACCUCUGUCUAUGCCUACAUCGGGCGACUCUAUGCACCCAGGCGCCGCUCAACCAGUUAUGGACAUGUCCGGCUUCCAGGCAUUGCAACCGCAUCAGUUCCACCACUUUAAUCCCUUCAUUCAAGCACCUCCGCCUCAGCCAACAUUUGCACCCUCGAGCUUUGUGCAUCAAGAUACAGGCUACGAGACCAUGGACCAGGAUGGGUCGCCGAUGGACUCGGAUCCUUCAGAAGAGCGCAUGUCCUCCAUUGGUGCCACCCUUCACAAAAACACACCCAUGAUGAGUCUGCAAUCGCGGCAGUUCUCAAGUGGCCAUAUGUCUCAUCCACUCCCUGCGUCGGCUGAGAAGUUUCGAUUCCAUUCAACUCUAAAUGCCCCUACAGCCAUGAUCAAGCACGCUGAUGAAAUUCCUGUCACUUAUCUCAACAAGGGGCAGGCUUACUCGCUUUCUGUUGCCGACACUAAUGCCACUAUGCCUGUUGCGCCCGGUACGAAAUACCGUACCUUUGUGCGCGUAUCCUUCGAAGAUGAGCAACAACGACAACGGCCAGGUGUCUGCUGGGGUCUUUGGAAGGAAGGCCGAGGCACCAAUGAGGCCCACCAAAGAGGCGGAAAGCUCCAAGCAGUUGAAUAUGUGGAGGCAGGUCAGCCGGCCGAAGGUGACGACAAGAGAACUCGUGUGGAGCUAGAGUCUUCUUCCUUCGACGGCUUCUGCGUUACAUGGACGCCUGGUAUUAACGGCCCUCCCGAGGUCAACAUCGCAGUUCGCUUCAACUUUCUCUCCACCGAUUUCAGCCAUUCGAAGGGUGUCAAGGGCAUUCCCGUAAGGCUUUGCGCAAAGACUCACCCUAUCCCUUGCGACCCCUCACAGCCAGCCGCCGAUGCCAACCCUGAAAUCUGCUACUGCAAGGUCAAGCUUUUCCGCGACCACGGCGCUGAGAGAAAGCUUUCAAAUGAUGUAGCACAUGUCAAAAAGUCUAUCGAUAAGCUUAAGCAGCAAAUCGCUCAGGCUGAAAGUGGUUUGAAAGACUUUGGCAAGCGAAAACGAUCCAGUGGCGCUGCGAAGAUUGGAGAGCCGCAACGACCCGGCAAAGUCCAAAAGCACAAGCGAACAUGGUCCAUGUCUUCAGCUAGUUCUGCUGGAGGCGGCGCGAGAGUGACUAUGGAGGAAGACUUACACUUCAAGCUUCAAACUCUGCAAGACAUGUUUACUAGUACACGCCCUGUCAGUGUGCUGUUCCUCAGGGGUGAUGAACCCGACGACCCUGACUUACACCCAGUGUCCCUUCCUGGAGAUAUUUCACCCCUAACCAAGCCGGGAGAAGGUCCCAACUGGCAGGCCAGAAGCGGGCGAAGCUCAGCUGCAGGUUCUAUGAUAUCGCCUUCGCCUAGCUCCUUGUCACUAGUAUCGCAGGCGUCUGGUAUUGGCGCAGGCAAUCAAUGGAAGAAUUUCGACUCCGUGCCGGGUGGUGAAGUGUCACGCAAGGGCUCUGAGCAACCCACAAGGAUCAACAAGGGCGACGAUGAUGGCAGCCUCAGUGGAUGGAUUGAGGCUCUUGGCGUCGACACAUCCUAUCGACCACCCCAGGAUCGCAGCCCGAAACCCGUGGCAUGCUUUUACAUUCAACAACGAAGCUCGAACGACUCCGGAAAUGCUGAUUACCACCGUGCUAUUUACCUGAUGCAGCGCACGCUCCAGGAGCUCAACGACCGAAUUGCAGCCAAGUGGGGUAUCGACUCUUCCCGAAUCCUACGCACGAUUCAUUCCAUUCAAAACGGCCUCGAGGUGGAGAUGGAUGACGAUGUGGUUCAAGAGCUCAAGGAGGGCCAAGAUAUGACUCUUGAGAUUCAAGAGGUCACAGGGCAAUCUGCAAUCAAGAGGGAGUGGGAAAUGGCCGUGGAUCCUGUCGAAAACAUCACGGAGCCCAACGACAAGUCACAAAGUGGUUUCGUCCUUCGCCUCACUUUCUAAUCACUCUCUACAUUCAGUUUCUUUAUUAUCCUUUUUUUUUCCUUGCCUAUUCGCAUCUCCGUUUCGGACUGCGUUUGACGAUGGUUUGCAGCGACAAACAACACAUGGGUCUAGACUAGGGUUUGUCUUCUUUUGCUUGGUUCUCUCGCCUGUCGCCAGGUUGAGCACACGAUUGCAUAUAUAUACGGACAGGGAUAUUGGCUCUGGGGGCGUUGACAACUGCUCCUCUUCUUCAAAAAUGAUACCACUGGUUUUUCUUCUUUAUUCUUUUCGUCGGCACUGCGGAAGAUCAGGUGAUCGACGGCUCUGUUUUUUUUUGUUUUUGUUUUUGUUUUGCUUUUUCGACUUCUUCUCUUAAUGCUGUUUGUCUUUAUAUCAUAUUGUACGAACGGGUGGUUUGUUGUAUGCCGCAGGAUCACGGCAACAUGGGAUGGCAAGAAUUUCGGACCGCUCUCAAUCUAUCUCGACAAAGAUCACACCGACCACUAUGCACUGGAUUCGGAUUGGUCGGAUGUCCCUUGUAAAGAUUCAUCAGAUGAGAGUGCACUCUUGGCGGCUACUGUGCAAGUGGGUCUGUUCUGGAUACCUUUUUCCCACUUUCAUUUCGCAAGCAGUAUCCAUUUGUGUAAUGGCUUAUUGAAGCUGUUUCUUCUCUAUCCGUCUCCAACCGAAAGCAACAAUAUAUCACGCUACGAUGCCAUCCCAAUCUCAAUCACAUUGAAAUAAUACCAAGAAACGCACACGGAUCGCAUUCUCACACCAAGGGGGACACAGCGAGUCCAACGCACAUGGAACCAGAGACUCACGAAGUAAUGCUAGUAGGAUAUGGGGCGAGAAGGG